AUGCCAAACGACGGUUUGGCGAAGAAGCGGGAAACGCAACUGUACCAUCUUUGGCCAGUUUGGCCAAGACCGACUGAGCUGAACCGAGACGAGGCAUGCACCGAAUCCCGGCCGACUGGAAACAACGCCCUCCCCCCGGAACCCGCCAAGUUGCCGUGUCUGUCUGCAUGUGUACACGUUUGUGCAUGUGAGUGUGUGAGAGUGUGUGGGCAGGCGGUAGCUGACACGAGCAAGACGGACCGGCGACGGCCAGAGGCGGUGGGGAGGAGAGCGGUUUCCGGGUCAACCGACCACGACGACAGGACAUGUGGGAAUAAGAGGCCGCCCCUCCUCGGUCCGUCCGAGCAUGGCCUUGCGAAGGACCUUCGCCUCGAAUGGCUCGUCAAUGUCGUUGUCAUCCGCCCCUUUCAACCCUCCCUCGUCCACUCCUCCUCACACUCCACCUCCUCCUUCUACUCCCUUCCGACUCAAAAGAGAAUCACACGUUUUCGGCGCAAAAGUCGCUUCUUCUCUGUCCCCCGACCCAGACAAAAUGCCACCUUUUCAACGCCACUGAAAUGGGCCUGUCGUCGGAGAGGUUAA
This is a messenger RNA of Protopolystoma xenopodis, 582 nucleotides long. Lineage: Eukaryota; Metazoa; Platyhelminthes; Monogenea; Polystomatidea; Polystomatidae. The record is from the annotation of a GenBank genome assembly.